AUGCCUUGUAACCCACAAAAUGAAAAUUAUGUAAUCUCCGAGACCGAGAGCGACAUUUUUUCUGUAGGGCUUACAAAAGAUUCAUCUCCAGAAUCCUUUCACUCUGAGGAUAUGGACGGCGAUCCUCAUCGACGGAUAAAGAUCAGUAUGGAUAGAGAUUCAAAUAUAGAUGCAAGGGAGGAAACUGAUGUGGUUACAUCUGCUUCUGCCUGCUCAUCCAGCCACUUUCAGGUUUCAGAUAAAAUAAAUAUAGGUGAAUUAUCUAGUCAACUUCUAAAUGAUUCGACGAGUGAACACUAUUUUAUCUCCGCUGGGCAUGCAGACAACAGUUUUGACAAUAAUUUCCAGUCAGAAUAUCAGGGCACUGUGGCAGGGAUUGAGAAUCUGUCAAUAGCUGACCUAUCUUACUCAUUUCCAAUAGGUAGAAGUGAUCUCUACAACCCACAGGGGUCAGUGUACAGUUCAAAUCUGUCAAUGUCCGUCGGAGCACCUUCCACGUGGGAUGAGGCAUCCUGCCAGCUUGCAUUCAAACAUCAGAGUGAAUCAGGCUAUGAUGAUGCGGCCUCAAUUAGGGAAUCCGAGCAGUCACUUCAAUCGCAGACAGAGGAUUCCGAAGCUUUGGAAUUAAUCCUUUCGACUUCAGCCCAUGAUACUUUUGGUGGUGGCUCAUUUGGAAUAAGCGAUUUUAGUAAAAUUUUAGCUAAUCAAAUGUGCAUAGGAAGCAGCGAUGAUUCCCGCACUCCACCCAUAAAGCAAGGCAUAAAUAAAAGUGAGUCUAUGUUUCUUAUAUGCUACGAGGAGGAAGGUCAAACACAAGCAAAUCUUGAUAAGAAAAAUGGGAACAACAGCUCUGAUUGCAUAGCUAGCCUGAAAACUGACUUGCAUAUUGGCUUAAGAGAUGCCGAAGAUAUAUGCUUAAAGGCUGAAAGUGUAUGCUGCCAUUUAGAUGACGGUACAAGUUUGACUGUUCAGAAGUCUGAUAGCGCCAUCAGAAUGCCCUCUCCCAAGAUCUAUCCUAAACGAAAUGCUCGUCCUGUAAUCUCACAAACUACUUCGAUUUACUCUGCCCCAUCAGAAUGGCCAAACUAG
Messenger RNA from Protopolystoma xenopodis, 1089 nucleotides. The record is from the annotation of a GenBank genome assembly. Lineage: Eukaryota; Metazoa; Platyhelminthes; Monogenea; Polystomatidea; Polystomatidae.